This is a messenger RNA of Dentiscutata erythropus, 582 nucleotides long. The record is from the annotation of a GenBank genome assembly. Lineage: Eukaryota; Fungi; Glomeromycota; Glomeromycetes; Diversisporales; Gigasporaceae.
AUGUCUCAACAAAAAAUCAAUAUUCUUAUAGGAGCAACGGGGAGUGUUGCAAGUAUUAAGAUACCACUUUUAGUUCAAUCACUUCUUCAGUAUGAAAAUGUUGAAAUAAAAGUUGUAACAACGGAUAAUGCCCUGCACUUUUUUAAUAAAGAAUCUUUAACAAAGGAAUUAGGUGUUGAAGUCACAACGGAUGCUGAUGAAUGGAAGGCCUGGAGUAAAAUGUCUGAUCCAGUUUUACAUAUAGAGUAUCGCAAUUGGGCGGAUAUUUUCGUGAUUGCUCCACUUGAUGCAAAUACAUUGGGAAAAAUAGCCAAUGGAUUGUGUGAUAAUCUUAUUACUUGUAUAUUAAGAGCUUGGGAUUUGACACGUCCAGUAGUCGUGUGUCCAGCAAUGAACACAUUUAUGUGGGAUCACCCAUUUACGUCGACACAUUUACGUGUCUUGAGUGAACAACUAGGAUUCCAAGUUAUUCCUCCUAUAUCUAAAAAAUUGGCCUGUGGAGAUUUGGGUGUGGGUGCUAUGGCGGAUGUUAUCACAAUUGUAGAAUAUCUUGUUCAAAAAUUGUCAUUAAAAAAAAUUUAA